CCCAGCCUGCCUGCUGCAAGGGACACCAUGGUGUCCUCAUAGUCAGUUGAAGAGCUCACGGUGGGGAACGACUGUUUCCCGUUAUUUCUCGUGCUUCCCUUAUACUGCUUAUUCUACCGGCAAAGUUACUAUCACCCGUUCCCAAAUAUACUCGCUGAGACAGCUACGAACGCGACAUCGGCAAUUUAGAAAUACACUUCAUCAAUUAUGCCGUCAGAGUCGUUACCCGGUGUCGACUGCACAAGAACUGCAACCUCGGAGCCCCAACUGCUCGAGCUCGGCCCGGACCUCACCGUCUACGUCGGUGCCGAGCGCGACGCCCGUUUUAUCUACAAGGAGAUCUAUCAAGACCACUGUUACGACAUCGCCCCGUUGCCUUCCAACCCUUUUAUCGUCGACGCUGGAGCCAACAUUGGGCUCUUUACGCUUUACUUCAAGGCCAAGUACCCCGGUGCCCGCAUCCUCGCCUUCGAGCCCGCCCCCCUGAUCUUCGACCUUUACCGCCGCAACCUCGCCCUGCACAGCGUGCCCCUGGAUGACAUCGACGCCCACGCCUGCGCCCUGGGAGCCGAGCCGGCAACGUCAAAAAUGCUGACGUACUUCCCCAACGCCCCGGGCAACUCAACCUUUGUGCCGGGCGAAAAGGAACUGCUGCGCAAAGCCCUGCCGGCGGAGCAUUACCAACGCAUGAUCGACCGGUCGAGCGCGGGGGCGACCCAGGUUGGCGUUCCCGUCGAGAGGCUGUCACAUUUCCUGGACGGCUACCAGGAUUUGGAGCAGAUCGACUUCUUGAAAGUGGACGUGGAGAGCUGGGAACUGGACGUUCUGCUGGGCAUAGACGACCGGCACUGGGAGAUGGUGAGGAAUGCCGCAAUUGAAGUGUCAGAGUUGAGUGGUCUUCGCCAAGACAUUGAAGCCCUGCUGAGAGACAAAGGUUUCUCCGUGAAGAGGGAGCUGGCGGCUUGGAGCUAUCAGACGGCACCAACCUAUACUCUACUGGCGAGGCGUGACGCGGGCAUCAAGCACUGAGCCUUGACGAAUGAACCUUCACUCGAGAAGCCAGCUGACGCUGCUACUAAGGCGCAUAUUAUCGUCGUAUACAUUAGGAUAAUAGCACUGGAAGGACUGCUAUCCAUCCCGACUGAAUACAGGAAGAGAUCUUGAUUGCAG
Molecule: messenger RNA, 1170 nt
Organism: Parathielavia appendiculata
Lineage: Eukaryota; Fungi; Ascomycota; Sordariomycetes; Sordariales; Chaetomiaceae
Product: putative non-ribosomal peptide synthetase
Exons: 2
Coding region: 208-1029 (273 amino acids)
Source: RefSeq, a predicted model, not a curated record